This is a messenger RNA of Sorghum bicolor (sorghum), 2690 nucleotides long. Its product is annotated as pentatricopeptide repeat-containing protein At4g28010. Gene Ontology annotation, molecular function: protein binding. The transcript has 3 exons. NCBI's taxonomy places the organism in Eukaryota, Viridiplantae, Streptophyta, Magnoliopsida, Poales, Poaceae. The record is from RefSeq and is a predicted model, not a curated record. Bases 99 to 1886 code for a protein of 595 amino acids.
GACACAAAGCUCCGCUUGCUGAAACCAAGCCGCCGCGGAGCCGCACGACGCCCUCCUCCUGCCGCCACCGAGCCUGCCCCUCCGGCUGCCGUCCCGCCAUGAGGAAGCGCCUGGAGCCCCGUCUCGUCCGGUCCCUGGCCACCGCCACCGUCUCGUCCGCCCACCCGCCGCUCCCAUCGCCCUCCUUCUCGUCCCCGAAGCCGCCCCGCACCGCGGCGCCGUUCCUCGCCGUGCUCUUCCGCCGGGGCCGCGCGGACGCCGCGGCGCUCCUCAACCGCCGCCUCCGCGGGGCGCCCGUGACGGAGGCGUGCUCCCUCCUCUCCGCGCUCCCGGACGUCCGCGACGCCGUCUCCUACAACACCGUCCUCGCCGCGCUCUGCCGCCGCGGGGGCGACCACCUGCGCCAGGCGCGCUCCCUCCUCGUCGACAUGUCGCGGGAGGCGCACCCGGCCGCCCGCCCCAACGCCGUGUCCUACACCACGGUCAUGCGGGGGCUCUGCGCGUCCCGCCGCACGGGGGAAGCCGUCGCGUUGCUCCGGUCCAUGCAGGCCAGCGGCGUCCGCGCCGACGUCGUCACGUACGGCACGCUCAUCCGCGGACUCUGCGACGCCUCGGAGCUCGACGCGGCGUUGGAGCUUCUGGAUGAGAUGUGCGGGAGUGGUGUUCAGCCCAACGUGGUCGUGUACAGCUGCUUGCUUCGUGGGUACUGCAGGUCCGGCAGGUGGCAGGAUGUAGGCAAGGUGUUCGAGGACAUGUCCCGUCGGGGGAUCAAGCCGGAUGUGAUCAUGUUCACUGGUUUAAUCGAUGACUUGUGUAAAGAGGGAAAGACGGGUAAGGCUGCAAAGGUGAAGGACAUGAUGGUGCAGCGGGGGCUGGAGCCAAAUGUGGUGACAUACAAUGUGCUCAUCAAUUCCCUGUGCAAGGAAGGAUCGGUAAGGGAGGCACUGACAUUGAGGAAGGAGAUGGAUGACAAGGGUGUGGCACCAGAUGUCGUGACAUACAAUACCCUGAUCGCAGGGCUUUCUGGUGUGCUUGAGAUGGAUGAGGCAAUGAGUUUCCUUGAGGAGAUGAUUCAGGGAGAUACUGUAGUUGAGCCUGAUGUGGUCACUUUCAACUCAGUUAUACAUGGACUAUGUAAGAUCGGUCGGAUGACACAAGCAGUCAAAGUUCGUGAGAUGAUGGCCGAGAGGGGGUGUAUGUGUAACUUGGUGACUUACAACUAUCUGAUUGGUGGAUUCCUUAGGGUUCACAAGGUUAAGAUGGCUAUGAAUCUAAUGGAUGAGCUGGCAAUUUCUGGAUUGGAACCUGAUUCGUUCACCUAUAGCAUAUUGAUAAAUGGCUUCAGCAAGAUGUGGGAAGUUGACCGUGCGGAAAAGUUCCUGUGUACAAUGAGGCAACGUGGGAUAAAAGCUGAACUAUUUCACUACAUUCCUCUGCUUGCAGCUAUGUGUCAACAGGGAAUGAUGGAGCGAGCUAUGGGUUUGUUCAAUGAAAUGGAUAAGAACUGUGGACUCGAUGCUAUCGCAUAUAGCACAAUGAUCCAUGGUGCCUGCAAAUCAGGGGAUAUGAAAACAGUUAAACAAUUGAUUCAGGAUAUGCUUGAUGAGGGUCUGGCUCCUGAUGCCGUGACAUAUUCUAUGCUAAUCAACAUGUAUGCAAAAUUAGGAGACCUAGAAGAAGCUGAGAGGGUGCUUAAACAGAUGACUGCAAGUGGCUUUGUGCCUGAUGUUGCUGUAUUUGAUUCUCUGAUCAAAGGCUACAGCGCUGAAGGCCAAACAGACAAGGUUCUUAAAUUGAUACAUGAAAUGAGAGCCAAGAAUGUAGCCUUUGAUCCAAAAAUUAUUUCUACCAUCAUCCGCCUCCCUCAACAGACGCCGUUGCUCUAGUCUGCCACUACCACCUCCGUCCCUUGCAGCCAUUGGUCUUGCAAUCAGCUCCACCGUCCCUCACUCCCAUCCACCACUAUCGUGUAGCCUUGACUGGUCAUGCCCUAGACACCACAGAUGGAUCUGAUCGCAAAUGUGACUAGCUUGCUAUGUAGAAUCUGCUGAAGAUGGUGUACAACUACUACGCCUCUGGCACAGGACAUCAAUUGACUCAAGGAGAACAGAGAGGCGUCCUCCAAAAUUCUUUGGCAUGCGUCAUGACUACACUUCUAUAUUAGCAAAUGAACAUUGCAUAUGUUCAGUGUCCCACGGUAUAAGCUGCAGUUUUUUGAGGAAAGGUAAAAGCUACAGUUCCAUGCUUCCAUGGAAAUCUGCUGCAAACGCUUUUCACAGGCAACAGAAUAGAGUUGAGUGCAAACAGACGUUCUGGCUAGUCCAGACCGAUGCCGGCCGCCAGCAACCAGACGGUCACCCCUGGCCCUCGAUGAAGGUCGACUCCUCGUCCUCGCAAAUUUAACGCUGACAUGCGGCUGGAGCACACGGAGAAGGUGUUCACUGUUCAGUGAGAGCGUAGUGUUCAAAAGGGGAGGCAAGAAGGAAGCAUGUAGUUCAGGGGUAGUAUUGACAAAAAUGUCAGUCUCAGCGUCACGUGCCAAAUGUGACAAUCCUACUCUAAGAUAAAAUUGAUAGUUUUUUAAGGCCAUGGAUUCAUAAUAGUAACAACUACUCUUUUCAUUUGAAAUUGUAAGUGGUUCUAACUUUUAUAGAUACAUAUUUUUUUUAUGUAUCUAGACAUAAAGUAUA